CUCGUUCUACUUCUAUUUCAAGACUCGCUCAAGGCUGGCUAUCCCUAUUCACACCGAGGAAGCACAUGCUUCGUCACCUCUUCAACGCCCAGGAACAACACCAGAGUACAUCUUCCCCAGUCGUAUCAGCCCAUAUGAUUGCAAACAUGGUCAAAAACGUCAUCGUCGUAGGAGGAUCAUAUGUGGGAAGGGCUACAGCUCAGGAACUCGCCAAAGUAGUCCCUUCGUCGCAUAGGGUCCUCCUCAUCGAGCCCCACAGCCAUUUUCAUCACCUAUUCGUUUUCCCUCGAUUCGCCAUCGUACCGAGCCACGAGCACAAAGCAUUCGUCCCAUAUACUAACCUGUUCUCGUCUGUGCCCAACUCGGCCUCGCACGCUGUUGUUCACGCCAGAGUCGUGUCGGUCCAGCCUCGUCAUGUCAAUCUGGACCGAGAAUGGGAAGGGUCCCGGCAGAUACCUUUCGACUACCUGACGGUCGCCACGGGGACUCUGCUCUCACAGCCUGCUGCAAUGAGGAAGGAUGACAAACAGUCUUCGGUCGAGUAUUUGAAGCAGCACCAGGAAGCCAUCAAGCAGGCAAAGUCGAUUCUUCUCGUCGGUGGCGGCGCUGUUGGUGUACAGAUGGCCACAGACCUGAAAGAGUACUAUCCUGCCAAGGACGUCACACUGGUCCACUCCCGGGUGCAUCUGAUGCCACAGUACCACCAUAAAUUCCAUGACCUUGUCAAGAAACGGUUCGACGAAUUGCACGUCAAUCUAAUCACGGGUGCUCGUGUCAGAAUCCCACCUCAAGGAUUCCCCACGAACGGCUCUCCAUUCGAGGUCCAGCUCACCAAUGGCCAGAAAGUCACGACGGAAUUCGUCAUUCUCGCGACCGGCCAGAGCCCUAACAAUUCUCUGGUCAGAGAUCUGGAACCGGAAAACCCCAAUGCCGUGAUCAACCCGGAGAAUGGAUACAUUCGAGUCAGAUCGACUUUGCAGUUUCUCGACGACAAGUAUCCGAACCUCUUCGCAGUUGGCGACAUUGCGGAUUCGGGUGCGCACAAAGCCGCCCGGCCGGGAGUCGCCCAAGCAGCAGUUGUGGCCAAGAAUGUUCAAUCCCUGAUAGAAGGCCGACAAGCAGAGGAGAAGUAUGUGCCGGGUCCUGCUGGUAUUCACCUGUCUUUAGGCAUGAAGGAGAAUGUCAUUUUCCGGAAUCCGAACAAGGCAGAAGGAGAGACGGAGCCAACGAUCAUGCCUAAGAGCGAGUGAGUCAUACCCUGAUUCCCCUUUGUGUCAUGUUCCCCUUGAAGCUGAUGGCAUGGCAGCGGUCAAGAAGACAUGGGUGUAGAAGGCUUCUGGAAGAGGCUCGGUAUUGAUGUCAAGAGUCCGCAGCAGUAUCACUUGUGAGGAGCAAAGCGUCAGAUAGAACAUUAGAUUUGAACAGAGUUCACAACAGCUGGCAGGAUUUGCAUGACAAAAGGUAGACUACGGCGUUUAGAGCCGACCAUCGUCGUAUGGUCUACUUGUUAGACCAGAGGAUCAGCGGGCCUCUUCUACUCUACAAACCAGGACGACCGAAGGUCACCAGCGCAGAGCAACCAGGAAAUACUCCGCACUGAUCACAAUGAGCACUACACUCAUUGGACGGUGAGAGUCUAUAUAGUCACGCUCCUUUCCCAUGGUAGAUAGGACCUUCGUUGUCAAACUCAAGC
Messenger RNA from Exophiala oligosperma, 1693 nucleotides. RefSeq lists its product as hypothetical. Gene Ontology annotation, molecular function: flavin adenine dinucleotide binding; electron-transferring-flavoprotein dehydrogenase activity. Bases 66 to 1250 code for a protein of 394 amino acids. The record is from RefSeq and is a predicted model, not a curated record. Gene Ontology annotation, cellular component: cytoplasm. The transcript has 5 exons. Lineage: Eukaryota; Fungi; Ascomycota; Eurotiomycetes; Chaetothyriales; Herpotrichiellaceae.